Ceratina calcarata is the source of this 310-nucleotide messenger RNA. Its product is annotated as histone-lysine N-methyltransferase SETMAR-like. Gene Ontology annotation, cellular component: condensed chromosome; site of double-strand break; nucleus. The transcript is spliced from 2 exons. Lineage: Eukaryota; Metazoa; Arthropoda; Insecta; Hymenoptera; Apidae. The annotation marks the transcript as partial. Gene Ontology annotation, biological process: replication fork processing; DNA integration; mitotic DNA integrity checkpoint signaling. The record is from RefSeq and is a predicted model, not a curated record. Gene Ontology annotation, molecular function: histone H3K36 methyltransferase activity; DNA topoisomerase binding; single-stranded DNA endonuclease activity.
AUGGUGGCAAAUAAAGUGCGUUAUAGGCAUUUAAUGCUUUUCUUUUUCCGAAAGGGCAAAAAUGCCACACAAGCGGCAAAUAAGAUAUGCGCUGUUUAUUGCGAGGAUGCUGUAGCCGAAAGAACUGUGCGAAUGUGGUUUACUCGGUUUAGAACUGGAAAUUUCGACCUGGAAGAUCAAGAACGCCCAGAUUAUUACGUCGUUCACCUCGGAAGUAUUUUUCGACACGCUAAUCGAUUUAGCUCCGAUCACGUGUACGUACCUACUAAUAAUAGCAAAGUUGCAUUUUUGUUGGAUAAAAGAGAACUAU